Trichosurus vulpecula (common brushtail) is the source of this 1208-nucleotide messenger RNA. It is a transcript of the gene FAAP20, whose product is annotated as FA core complex associated protein 20. The record is from RefSeq and is a predicted model, not a curated record. Bases 58 to 966 code for a protein of 302 amino acids. Gene Ontology annotation, molecular function: ubiquitin binding. The transcript has 4 exons. Lineage: Eukaryota; Metazoa; Chordata; Mammalia; Diprotodontia; Phalangeridae.
GCAAGCGCAGUCCUCGGAGACGCCGCUGGGCGGGAGGUUUGUUACCUCAGGCGGCCGAUGGCUUUAUCAGGAGCGCCGGCUGGUCGCGGGCCUAGGCUGAGGCUGACGCGGAAAAAGCCGCCCGCGCCCCCCUCCUCCUGCUCCGGGCCUGGCGGCGGGGGGCAGGAGGGCAGAACUUCCAACAGCCGCUCUUGGUUGGACCAAGAAGGGUUAAAUGAGGCUGAUGAAUUGUGGAGACUGCUGGUGUUGAGAAGUACGAACUCCAGUCUGCAUCAGGCCAGCCAGGAAAUGCCAGAUUUACCAGCAUUCUUUGACAAGAAUGCCAAGAAGGAUGAGAACUCACAGCAACCAGCCACCUUUAAAGUUGGGACAGAAGAGUUUCAGUGGAUACCUUUCCCACCUGCUUUCACAUUUGUUGGGGGUAGGUUAAAAAGCCCAGACUCUUCUUAUUUCACAAAGGAGAAGCCUGCUCAGGUACUUCAUGAACAAGAGCAGAGAGUGGGCCAGAGCAGCGAGCCUUCCUCCCAGGGGGCCUCUGCUGUGGGCUGUGAGAAUCCCGAACUGGGGCCCGGCAGUAGAGCCGGGGUGAAAAGGCCCUCGGAGCCAAGAGACAGCAGCAUGGGGGCUGCAAAGAGCAGACUUCCACAACCCCCACAGCUCUCCCAGCUCAAGAAAAAACAGAGACUUUGGGUGGGAGAGGGUACCUCCUCCCCAGCAUCUCCCCAGACCCUCACCAAGGGGAUGAGCCAGCAAGGGCACUCCUCGUUGAAAAAGCCCAGCAGCCAUUGCCCAGAAGGUGCAAGAGUGGAAAAAGAUGCCAUGUCUGCCGCCGUGAGCCAGGGGAUGGUGGCACUUGAUGGCUGUCCGAUGUGCCAGAUCCCAUUUACUGGAAAGCUCUCACAGUUGGAUAUUGAUAGUCAUCUUGCUAAAUGCUUGUCAGAGAGUAUUGAAGAUGUGAUAUGGUAAAUUUAGUAGGGAAAGCCCACAAGAAAUCCAUUUAUAAAGUAGGAAUGAUUAUAAAACAUGACCUCCCCUAGCCCCAGGCACCCCAGCCCUGUGUGUAAACGUACCUUGCCCUGCCUGGACUCUGGGUGCUCUGAAGAACCUUUCACAAGGCACGUUCCCCCAGUUAUCACUAGAGUGUCCUGGCUCAGAGGACUUCUUGACUGCCUUUUAGAAGUAGACAAUAAAAAUUUCUUUUGGAAUAC